AUGAUAGAAGAAGAAGCAGCAAACACGAAUCCCACCGACGUCGAAGAAGAAGGAAAACUUAAUGAUCAAAUUAAUUCACAGUCUGAAGAAUCUCGAUCGGUCGAUACACUAGCGAUUAAUCUCGAUUCUUCCGCUGAUUCCGAAGAAAAAACUCCCAGUGAUUAUCCACUACCUGUAGAUGAGACCUUGACAACCAGCGUCGGCACUUCGGCUUCUGCUGAAAAUGAAAUCACUUCCAAUGAUCAAAUACAUCGCCAAGAAAUCCGACCAGAGGAAAUUUUGACAAUUGAUAUCAAUGCUUCUGCUGAAAAUGAAAUCACUUCCAAUGAUCAAAUACAUCACCAAGAAAUCCGACCAGAGGCAAUUGAUGUCAAUACUUCUACUACAACUGAGGUUGAAACUACGUCCAACGAUCAUACUCAACCAGAGACCGAAGAGUCGUUGAUUGAUAUCAACCCGACUGCUACCGCCGAAUAUGAGAUACAAGAAAUUUUGACACUUGAUGUCAAUACUUCUGCUACAACUGAAGUUGAGACUACGUCCAAUGAUUAUACUCAACCAGAGACCGACGAGUCGUUGAUUGAUAUCAACCCGACUGCUACCGCCGAAUAUGAGAUACAAGAAAUUUUGACAAUUGAUGUCAAUACUUCUACUACAACUGAAGUUGAAACUACGUCCAACGAUCAUACUCAACCAGAGACCGACGAGUC
Paraglomus brasilianum is the source of this 710-nucleotide messenger RNA. The record is from the annotation of a GenBank genome assembly. Lineage: Eukaryota; Fungi; Glomeromycota; Glomeromycetes; Paraglomerales; Paraglomeraceae.